UCCCCCCUUUAUUCAUCCUCAAAACCGGAAGUCCCAUGCUUUCUCUAGUUUCAGUUUCAAUUUGACUACCCUUGCUGAUAAUAUUGUUUGUAUUUUAAAAAAUGUUAAGACUUACCAUACUUACUUAGCAUCAACCAGCUACUGAAAAUGGAAUUGACGACAAGGAAUAAACUUCUGCUACUGAUUGGUGCACCUACUACAUUACUACUAGGUUACUGGUUAUUACGCAGUGCAGACGAUGACGAUGAAGAAGAAGAAACUGCCGAAAAGAUGGCCACCUCUCGACAAACAGUUAUUGAUGUAAAAGUUCCACCGAAAGCUGUAGGAGCUGUUAUUGGUAGACAGGGAGCUAUGAUUAAGGAGAUUCAACAGAUAUCUGGAGCCAAAGUUAAUUUCACAGAUAACAAGAGAGAUUCUCAGGAAGAAAGGGGAGUUGUUAUCAGAGGGACACCUGAAGCUGCUCAGAUGGCAGAAAAUAUGAUCAGAAAAAUCAUUGGAGAACUUCCUGUUAUUGUUACUGAAGAAAUGGUGGUUCCUGGGAAAUGUCUCGGUAGAAUUAUAGGUAGAAAUGGUGACACUAUUCGUCAGAUGUCACGAACUUCUAAAGCCAAAGUUUACGUUGACAGAACAUGUGAUGAUUAUAGAGAAUCUGAGAGAACUGUUACCAUUACUGGUACCAAAGAAAACAUAGAGCUGGCUAAGUCUAUGAUACAAGAAAAGAUAGAUGAUGAGGAAUUAUUCAGAGCCAAGAAAGCUGUAAUGGAGGCCAAUAGAGAACAAAGACAAAAACCAAAACAACACGUACAAGACAAGCAGACGGAAGGAAGGACAGAUAUGUCUUCUAGUUACCAUGAUGAAGCUAAUGGAGUCCCAGAGCCCACUGAACUCCAACAGGUCCAUCCAGCAGUGAGAGGAUGGCCCGCAGGCAGGGACUAUAUUGAGGUCUAUGUGUCCGCCGUGGCUAACCCAGGACUGUUCUGGGUCCAAAUUCUAUCUUCUAUGUCUGUUGAGUUGGAUAACUUGGUCGAUAGAAUCACUUCAUUUUAUACCUCAGAAAUGCCACAGGGUUACGAUGUAUCAAACCCAUCAACAGGAGAUCUGGUAGCUGCACCAUUUGAGAAUGAUACCUCAUGGUAUAGAGCCAAGGUGAUGGGGGUAGAGGGCGACACUUUAGAUCUGUUGUAUGUUGAUUAUGGAGACAGUGGUUAUCUCCCCUUCAACAAGGUUCGAAGACUGAGAUCUGAAUUUGAGGCCUUGCCAUUCCAAGCUAUAGAGUGUAAUCUGGCUCAUGUUAAACCUGUUGGUGACACAUGGAGUGAAGACUCGAUAGAAGUAUUUGAUGAGUUGACAUAUGCUGCAAAAUGGAAAGUUUUAAUGGCCAAGAAAAUAAACCAUCACCAAUCUAGUAUGGGUAUUAUACCUGUGUUAGAACUUAUGGAUACUAAUACAGAUAAGGAUGUAAAUAUUGCUCAAGAAAUGGUGAAACGAGGAUAUGCAAUGUGGGAUGAAUCAGACUGAAAUAAAUUAAAGUGCCAUACUAAAGAUAGACAACUGUAUCAACAGAAAAGUUUGAAAAUAAUGGAUGUGAAAAAUGUGA
Molecule: messenger RNA, 1597 nt
Organism: Mytilus trossulus (common blue mussel)
Lineage: Eukaryota; Metazoa; Mollusca; Bivalvia; Mytilida; Mytilidae
Product: tudor and KH domain-containing protein-like
Exons: 11
Coding region: 148-1518 (456 amino acids)
Molecular function (GO): RNA binding
Source: RefSeq, a predicted model, not a curated record